UUCUGUGGGCCGUCGUGGGGAAAAGUAGGAAACACUCUUGCCGUACCCGGGGUGUCGAAAGCUUGCCUAGCUGAGGAUCACGAUUCGGUUUGCUUCGAAUAUUUUGCACUUACCAACAACAGUUUGUGAAAGUGAACAUUUGCCGCAGUUUUCAAACGAGAGGAACGAUGUGACGUGCUUUGACUGUGCUCUUAAGUGAAAGUGUUCAAAAGAAACGAACAUUCUGUGAUAUUAAUGUAUUCUCUUGUGUUUUGAGGAACGACGCCUUCGGUUGAGAUUAUUAAAAAUGAUGAUAGCAACAUGUUGACUGUAUAAAAUUCUAGUGAAAACAGUGAUCGUCCUGGAUUUGAAUUCUAUACAGGUUGAUAUUUUUGUGGAGAUCAUUUUACGAACAUGAGCAUAAAAAUCUUUAUCGUUGUCCUACUGCUCUCCCUGGUCAAGGCAGCAUCCAAGUAUUAUGACGGCCCGAUUCGACCGUACGAGUUUGGCUUCAACAUCGAAGGUCACCAGCAUCGGAAAGAAUCGAAAGAUAAAAAUGGCAUCGUUAUGGGCGAGUUCGGAUUCAUUACCGCUGAUAAUGUGUACCACGUGACUGUUUAUGCUACCGAUGAGAAUGGAAAUUUUAAGAUUAUCAGCAUGAAAAACUACAAACUGGGCCCCACAAGUCCUCCGACAGCCGGCUUCCCGAGAACGGCGAUUACAGCUACAACGACAACGUCGACCACUCCACAGCCCUUCAGGAUAAUAACCACUGCCAGGUCGUUUACCACUCCUAAACCAUCCGACAUCGUUGCCUGUGGAGGUUGUAAAAUACCACAACCACCGCCCACGACUUCGCGAGUCACCACAGAUGAUACACUGCCUGAAACUAGUACAGCAAUUGCUCCUCCGUUCAAGAUUGUAAACAAAAAUGACAUUGAAAGUAUUACUACGACCACCGCACCUAAAUCGUUUGUGACAUCUGCAGACACUAGUAACACACCGAGAUCAGAUCCAGAAGAAACUCCACAAAAGCUCGUCGAGAAACAGUUUAAUGAUCAAAAUACUAGCUCGAAAGAGUCGACUAACCAGUCUAAAUCUCCUGACGGUAUGCAAACAAAUAGCAAUUCUCCUACCUCCCAGUCAAAAUCACAAUCCCAACAGUCGGCACCCAACGCAAUCGACAACGGUGACGGUGACAAACAGUCGUCGUUUAAGUCGACUCCAUCCAACAAACAAUCAUCACCGUCUGCACCACCGAAAAGCUCGCCGGCGUCAAAGCUCGACACCGCCAACAUGAUGAUUCAACACAUUCUGAAUGGGCUGCUGUACCGGUUUAACUACACCGUCGGUUUCCAUGGGCACCACGAGCAGGGUGACCGACAGGGUAACAAGGAAGGCGGCUACUACACGAUCGGCCGAGACGGUAUUCGGCGCGGUGUAACGUACACGGCGAAUGAGUUUGGAUUCCAGCCGCACAUCAAGUUCGAAAAAGUUAGUCCCGAGGAAACGCCCCGGGAGGAAACCGAAAAGCAGGCCGGACUUAAGGGAUUCGAAUUCCAGUGGUACUGGGGGAAGUCGUGAGGAGUGAAGCGAGACGUCUAGAGGCAUAGUGAAUGUGGUUACUCAUGUAGGAUCCUAAGGUGUACAUUUGCAGGCACAAUACUCAACAUUUUUCGACUUGUAAAUAAGUAUUUAUAGAGCAGUGCGUUCGA
This is a messenger RNA of Malaya genurostris, 1694 nucleotides long. RefSeq names its product protein lethal(3)malignant blood neoplasm 1 (gene l(3)mbn). NCBI's taxonomy places the organism in Eukaryota, Metazoa, Arthropoda, Insecta, Diptera, Culicidae. The record is from RefSeq and is a predicted model, not a curated record. Gene Ontology annotation, molecular function: structural constituent of chitin-based larval cuticle. The coding region runs from base 394 to 1563 and encodes 389 amino acids. The transcript has 3 exons. Gene Ontology annotation, cellular component: chitin-based extracellular matrix.